Molecule: messenger RNA, 3890 nt
Organism: Pecten maximus
Lineage: Eukaryota; Metazoa; Mollusca; Bivalvia; Pectinida; Pectinidae
Exons: 13
Coding region: 45-3248 (1067 amino acids)
Biological process (GO): negative regulation of gene expression
Cellular component (GO): nucleus; cytoplasm
Molecular function (GO): transcription corepressor activity; NAD+ poly-ADP-ribosyltransferase activity
Source: RefSeq, a predicted model, not a curated record
GGACUUGUACUUAAUAAAGUUUGUUGUUGGACGAUUUGAUCAAUAUGGCGUCCGCACCAGCUUCGGUCUGUUCUCCGCUGGAUAUCUAUAUUGACGAUAUCGACACGGACAGUGUCUUAGUGGCCAAGACGUCCGCUGAAUUCUUGCCGAAUGACCAUCAACUUAUACCCAUGAUCGAGGACUGCUGUUCUAACGCUGUGAAAUCCACCUAUCGACACACAAAUGUUGACCAAGUUGCGAUCAUCCUGUUCAAUAGUCCAAUUAUUGAUAUCAAAGAAUGCCAAGAGGAAUUAAGGAGGAGAACACAGGACGUAUUCAUAUUCAAGAUUGAAUCCCGGCCUUACGGUCUAGCUGUGAUGAACAGUGAUGAGCUUGACAUUGAACAACUCAACGCCUACGUUUACGACGAGGACUCUGGAAUCGGGCGUAUGUACAGACCGGAAGUGCUGAAGGAGGGCGCACUAUUGAUAGUAAAGUUUCCAAGAAAAACUGACGAAGUAUUACGCCGGGUAUUUUCGCGAACACAUAGGAUAUCCGGCAAAUCUGUGCACUUUCAUCCCUACUUCCCAUGUUUCCAUGAUACGCUUGCAGAGAACCUUAAUUUUGAUGACUCUCAAAAACCAUAUCCGGAGAUGGAAGAUGAAAAUUGGGAACCUCAUCAGGACGAUAUAAGGUCUCACUCCGAAUUCCAACCACCAUUCCUAUAUGAUGACUUUCCAGGUUCUUCAGAACGCAGCCACCGACCAUAUCCCGACAUGCAUUUUGAUCCUCUGCCUUGGGAAGAGGAGCUUGAUGAUCCAUAUUCCCCCGUGAAUGGAAGACGUGACCGCCGGUUUUCAAUCUCUGAUGAUGAAGAGGGAACUGGUUCAUAUUUACCUGAAUGUCCUUCACCGGAAAAUGAACAAAUAGGUCAAAGUCUUAAUUCCUCGAAAUACAGAAGAGAUUACAGCCCAGGAAGCCGAACUUGCUUUCACGGGCCUGACGCAGGAGCUCAAUUAGACGACGGCUAUCCACAAGAUUACCUAAAUGACGGCGAAGAGGAAACAAAGGAAAUCAGUACGUCAACAAUCUGUGACGACGACGAAGAAGAAAAGAUAGUAUCUGUGUGUCUGGAAUCUUCGCAUGGCAAAACAUUUUUGGACAAGUUUCAAAGAGAUAAGGGCUGCAAAAUCAACAUCAAAUUUAAGAAGAAGGCUAGUAAGCAGACACGAACUGGUAGUGCGUCAGAUAAGAAGUAUUGUGGUGCUGCGGACAGAAAAUCUAGACGUGACGGUAAGGUCAAACUGUCACCAGGAGGGGCCCACAAUGCGAUACUUUCCAGGAAUGACCCAUCCCUCCUAAUGCUCGGAUUACUGGAUCCAACCAUGUCCCUAGCAAUUUUUGACAAUGACACUGUCACAAUUCCUCAUUGCACGUCUGGUAAACGUCUGGGAUCAAGCCCAGGUAGGACAGACAGAUCAGAUUCCACCAACAUCAAUGGUACCAAACUGUCGUUCAAGAAAGGGGACGUUACUCGAGAAAAGGCGGACGUUCUGGUGAAUGUGGUGGGAGAGAAUCUCUUGCUACAGGAAGGAAUGAUAUCUCGAGCAUACGCCAAGAGAGGAGGGAAUGAACUCGUACAGUCGUAUCAUCCCGCAAUGCAAGCGUACAACGGUAAAGGAACCAUUGUUUGUGGUGGCGGGAAACUGUCCUGUAAAAACCUCAUUACUGUCGUUCUGAAACAGCGACAGGAUUCGUCGUCGGACCAGAACUUUUCGUGUGUCUUGGAAUCGGUCUUUCAAAAGGCAGCAAAGCUAGGAUUUGAGUCUAUCGUCCUGCCCGUAAUGGGCAGUGGGCAAAUGCUUCAGUACCCUCUCCAUGUGGCUGUCGCGGUAACUGUGGAUACCACGGCAAAAGUCUUAAAUGACCCCAGAAAUAAUUUCAAGGAAGUGACGAUCGUAGCGUUCGACGACAAAACCUAUGGCAAAUUGGCAGAGGAAAUAAAUUGCAAAUGUACGCCAUCACAGAAGAUACAGAAGACGAAAGCAACAACUAGUCCAAUGCAAAGCUCAAAAGAAACUGUUGGAUGUUCGAUAGAAUUAUCAUGCGGCAGUCGAAAGGUCAAACGGCUAUCUAAGGAACUGACCAGCGCAAUAAAACAUGAAUUUCUUUUCGCCGAUAAUGUUACUAUUCAUUCCAACAUCUCCAUACGGACGAAGACAAAGCUGUAUGAGAUUGCAGAUGAACACACGAAGAUGCCUAUGAAGAUGGAGUUCGAUCAAUCUGGAUCCAAGGUUCUACUGAAGGGUGAGGUGUCACAAGUGUCAAAAGUCGUCAAACACCUGAGGGAUGCGUUGUCAAAUGGAAUUUCAGCUAAAAUCGGAAAGUCUUUAAAGUGUUCUCCGUCGACCUGGUACACCCUGGCACACGACAGCCCAAUCAGUCCUCCGUACUGGUCCCAUUUUAAGGCCAAUACUCCUCUCACAGUUCUCUCCAAAACCAACAGGGCAGCAAAGCGAGUGGCUUUGGUCCCGGUGGAUGCUCCCGCUUUCAAAAAAGCAAUCAGCGGUCUGAUCAGGAGCACCUGGAAUGAAAAGCUUGUAGGGCAAGGACGUGACGCCAUUAAUCUCAGUCACAGACGGAUAAAAGUUGACAAGAUAGAGCGAAUCGAAAACAUCGACAUGUAUAGUAGAUAUGCUACUAAGCGUCACGAACAUUUCCGAAUGUUGGCAGAAGAAGGGUCAAAGGUCCUGAAAUCACUAGAAGACAUCAAUAUUCAAACCAAAGGACCUAUAGCUACGUCACCCAAAGAUGUGUCUGUACUUCAUGAGGAUGUAUUUCCGGAGAUCAAUGAGCACUAUAUGUUCCACGGCACCAAGCCCGAUGUCUUGCAGACUGUGCUUCAGCAGGGGUUAGACUGCAGGAUGAGUAAUGAGAAAGCGAUGUUUGGUAUGGGUAUAUAUGGUGCUGAAUCCUCUACGAAAGCGGACCAAUACACAGAUAAUAAGCAACAGAGGUCUCCAGGCUCCAAGAAAAUGCUGCUUGUGCGUAUGUUGCUGGGAAAUAUGUUCGUGUGUAAGGACCACAACCCAACGAAGUACCGUCGGCCUCCGUGCCGGAAUACCGGCUGUCUUCGGGACAACUGCACAAGCGGUCAUGGCCAUUUUGAUUCCGUCGUUGGAGAUGGGCAUUGGCUCUUUCGGGAGUUCGUCGUAUAUACAGCUGAACAAUGCUACCCGGAAUACGUCAUCACGUAUCACAGGGAAUAAGAGACAUUUAAGAUGAAUACAACAACCAUUUGUGACUGAAGUGUCCCGGUGCAUUAAUAUAGAGUUUGAACUAUGAGAAAAAAAUUGUCUAAAUGGCAAGAACACAAAUAAUGAUUUAUUCACGUAAGCUAGAAUUUCUGUUGUACAUAAGAUGAACAUUUCAUUUUUACUCUUACGAAAUGAUGACAAAUAUUUCGUUUAUGCAUAGUCAGACAUAGUAGCGAAGCUGUGUUUAUUUCGUAGUAUCACAAAAAACCUUCCGAAACCUAGGGGUGCAUUAUUUAGUAAAAUAGCAUUUGGUGACUUGUCCAGUGUAACGGUUAUCGCCCUUUGAGUAAUUCGUUUGUAUGUUUAGAAAGAAACGAUCAAGAUAUAUUGUAACCAUUAUCAUUGAAACGAAAAAGAUUUUCCCAGAGAUAUUUCAUCGAAGGUUUUUUUUUUUUCUUCUUUUUUCACAUAUAUAUCUUGUUCAUUUCUUUAUUAUUACAUGUAAUUGUCGUUGACUUAAUCAUGCACAUAAAUUGAUAAUUGAAAUUCUAAGACCAACUAAAGUAUGUUUUAUUGAUUAGAAUUAAACUUAGUUCGAACACCGGAACUUCUCACUGACAAUAUAAUACAAUAGAGGUCCCCUUUCGGUUAAAA